AUUAUUGCAAGUAAACCACUAUAGAUCAUGUAUGUGUAGUUUAAAAAGUACACUGACUGAAUACUUAUCCAGGCUAAAGUGAAUAUUUUAAGUUUACAUUAUAUAAAACAGUAAACUUUAAUUAUACCCCCUCACUUUCAGUAUAGACUAAGAACACCUAAAUUGGGUUUUUAUAGCCAAAAACAGCUGAAAAAUAAUAAAUUGUAUAGCUAGUUUUUGUUAAAUUCCACCAUAAUGAUAUAGUAGUUAUGUCUAAGUCCUAAAGAUGAUAUUUUCCCGUUAAAAAUCAAAUUCUAGUUGAUGCAAAGUAUUUUUAAUACCUGUCUAGAUAACUUUAAAAACAAAAGAAAAAAAUCAGUAAAGUUAAUAUUUAUUGUUGCAAUUAGAAUUAUUCACAAAAGGGAAACACAAAACACUUACAAAUUUUUAAAUAAUUGAAAGUUAUUAAAUUCUUGUGGUGGAAUGAGGUCUUCGGGCAGGAAUAAUUGAAAAUAUUAGAAAAAAAAGGUUGCAUACGUCAAUAUCCAGAACCGGAAGUUCCCAACGAGAACCGGAAGUCUCCCCAAAUCGCAUGAAAAAUACUUUUUUUUUUUAAUAUUACGAACCGAAAGUAGCAGUUUUCCUGUUUUGUACCUAGUGAAAAGAUUCUUCUUCAAUUUUAAGAUGAAACAGUUUUUUAUUUUCAUCGACUGAAAUGCUGUGUGGUGCAUUCUGGGAAUUGGAGUUAAGUCAGGACUGAUAUAACUGUUACACAAGAUUCAUUCCGGUUUGAUGAACAGCUGUUUGACCAUUUGAAGUAGUUUUUGCUGAAAAUACAGAAUAAUUAAAGCAGAAAUAAAUCACCAAAUGAUGAAAAAAGCGGCGUCAGCAUCUGAGGAGAAGAUCGACUGGGGCGGGAGAGCAGCCGAGGGGAACUUCAGGAGAACCUUGAUGAAGAACGUACACGAAGGUCUUCCCCAGCCCCUUAAAGAACCGUCUAAAUGCUCCAUGAUCAGAGGGGACUAUGUCUACUUUCACUACGGCUGUGAUGGUCAGGACGACCGAGGAUGGGGCUGCGGGUAUCGAACUGUCCAGACCAUGUCCUCCUGGAUCUGCUGCAACUUUGGGGGCGCUGAACGUAAAGCCGUCCCAAGCCUACCGGAGAUCCAGCAAACCUUGGUGACCGUGGGGGACAAGCCCGGCUCCUUUGCAGGCUCCCGGGAGUGGAUAGGAACCGUCGAGGGCUCCCUGGUGCUGGACCUCCUCUACGAGGUCCCCUCCAAGCUGGUCCACAUUCGAGGAGGAGCGGAGCUGGAGAGCGUCGCCGUCCAGGAGCUCCACCGACACUUUGAGAAGCACGGGUCUCCUGCCAUGAUGGGGGGGGACAGGGACAACUCCUCCAAGGGGAUUCUAGGGGUGUGCAGUGGGGAGGGCGGGAGCCACCUGCUGGUCCUGGACCCCCACUAUUAUGGGAGUCACCUGGAGAAGGAGGAUCUUCAGGGGGGAGGGUGGGUGUCCUGGAAGAGAGUGUCGUCUUUAGAUCAGACCUCCUUCUAUAAUCUGUGUUUGCCACAAACUGCCAAAAAGACGCCAUAACACAUCAGCUCCUCGAUGAGCUGUGGCGCCACCGUGUGGUUAAAGCUGGGAGGCAUUUGUGUUUAUACGCUUGUACUAAAGUAGCACUCAAAAUGUAUUCAUCUAAAUGUUUAUAUUCAAAUUCUGACUUUUAUUUAGAUACAAAUGAAAGUAAUUCCCAACGACUGUGAAUCAGGGCCCCCUAGAGGAGGCUUGGUGCUAUAACAAUGGAGGACAUAUAAAGAAAAUUAAGACUAAAAUUGUAUUUUGGAGAAUUUCUGUAUUUAAAUUGUUAUAAAUCAAAAAUGGCAAUUGUAGUUGUGACAUCACAAAUACAUUGGUCGGGUCACAGGCCCUAUGCCCCGCCCCAUUCUGCUGCAUAAACUUGUAGACGACUAGAUCCAUGUACAUUUGGCUCAGAACUGUUUUGGAUAUCGCUCCCCAUUUUUGAUGCACCGCUAAUGUUAUGUUGAGGGUGUGGUGGGCUGUAAUAUAGCAGGAGAACAUGUAAACAGAGAGCUCUCAGAAUCUGGGAGAAAAGGGUGAUAGGGUUGCUCCACAUCAACGGUCACAACUCAGGAGUGAAUUUCUGAAAAACCCCUGCCGUUCUGCAGAAAAUAUGUCCUAGUAAAGGACAUUUUUUUUAAAAUAUAUUAUUUUGGCUACAAACACUAAAAAAAUAUGUAUACAAAUUGUUAAUUCAAUGAAUAAUCUGUGGCCACAAGUUAGAAGGAAUUGAAGAAACUUAAAAUAAUAAUUUGUGCCCAAAAAAAAUAUUUUUUGCCAACAAAAUAUUUAAAAAUGCCGAUUUGUCACCACAAAAUUCAAAAUUUUGAUCACAUAAUACUAAAUUGGGACCACAAAAUACAUACUUUAAUCCCACAAAAUAUUAAUUAAAAUGCCAAUUUGUCACCAUAAAACACUAUAUUGCGACUAAAAAUGAGUUUGUGUGCUCGAAAAGCUAACAUGUCCAUUAGUGGCAAGGAAAUGCAUUUUUUUGUGUCCUUUUGUGACCACAAAAUACUAAUUUGUUCCUAUUAAACUAUUAAAAUGCCAAGUUGUUGCCACAAAAUUCUAAAUUGUGACCACUAAAUAUGGACCACAAAAGGCUUAUUUAAGCCCACAUUAUGUUAAUAUGUCAAUUUGUAAACACAAUAUACUAAUUUGUGCCCAAAACAUAUUAACAAAAUGCCAAUUUGUCUCCACAAAAUACUAAAUUGGGACUACAAAAUGCAAAUUUGAGCCCACAAAAUGGCAAUAUGUCAAUUUGCGACUACUGAAUACUAAUUAAUGUCCACAAAGUGCCAAUUUGUCAUCGCUAAAUACUACGUUUUCGUCAGAACAUUUUAUUUUGAGCCACCAAAGUGCUAAUAUGUCAAUUUGUGGCCACAAAAUGCGAUUUUUUUUUUUUUAAUCAAAAAUACCAAUAUAAUUACAAUUUGGGUCCAUGAAUUACUGAUUUGCACAUACAUUUUAGCUAUUUGUGGUCACAAGUGAUCAAUUUGAUGGAGGCAAUCUUUUUUUUUUAUGGCAUGUCCAGGGCUCCAUACAAUUGAGAUAAAAUUGCUUUAUAUCUAAAACAGAUAUUGAAUUGAAUUGAACUUUAUUGAUUUCACAAGGAUAAAUUCAUUUGUUAUGGCACCACAGAAGGCUAAAUAAAUAAAUAAAAAUUAAAAAAAGGCCAAAUAUAUAUCAUAGCUAAAAGACCUCUGGGAAAACUGUUAAAUUAGAUCAAAAGAUGAUUGGAGUGAGCUUUGAGAAGUUCGCCAAUGUAUUAUUGACACUGACUCGUUCAUCAGGACUAAGAGAAUCCAGUAUUUUUCCAAAAUUAAAUUUAAAUCAGAAUCAGAUUAUAAAUAAAACUGAAAAGAAUGUAGGUUGCGUUUAUUUUUUCUCUGCAGGCCAGACAUUCAAGUUGAAUUCUGACCAAUGAUUCUGACUAUGAAAUUCCCAACAUCUGUGAGUUAGGGCCCCCUACAGGCAGCUUGGAGCUGUUACAAGUUAGAAAUAAAUACUGUUUUAUUA
Messenger RNA from Oryzias melastigma (Indian medaka), 3579 nucleotides. RefSeq names its product UFM1-specific peptidase 1 (non-functional) (gene ufsp1). NCBI's taxonomy places the organism in Eukaryota, Metazoa, Chordata, Actinopteri, Beloniformes, Adrianichthyidae. The record is from RefSeq and is a predicted model, not a curated record. The transcript is spliced from 2 exons. The coding region runs from base 847 to 1575 and encodes 242 amino acids.